This is a messenger RNA of Lithohypha guttulata, 1848 nucleotides long. RefSeq lists its product as uncharacterized. NCBI's taxonomy places the organism in Eukaryota, Fungi, Ascomycota, Eurotiomycetes, Chaetothyriales, Trichomeriaceae. The record is from RefSeq and is a predicted model, not a curated record. The transcript has 3 exons. Bases 1 to 1848 code for a protein of 615 amino acids.
AUGCCGUUCUGCAAACCUCUUAGCCUUCGAAGUAAGGUCAAGAAACAAGUUGCAAAGGCUCGUCGUGUCAUGGAGGGCAGAUUCAAUAAAGUGUUCACGUUUGGUACACGAAUUUGUGGAGACGAUGAUGGAAGCAGUGUCGGCGCAGAUCAUGGGGUCAGCGAGCCUCGUUAUCGUGAUGCUGACGUCGACUCGACAGCAGUGUCAAACGAUCCGAACACCUUCCUUGCUAAUCCCGACAAGCUAAAACUCAAACUCCAACCGACCGACUUAGAAGUCAUCGAUAGCGGCAUUCACACAGUCGCCAUUACAAGAUGUGGUGCCGCAUCAUGCUCGACCACUCCAUCGAGUGCAAAUAUUGCAGAGGCUCUUCCAAAGCAUUGCUCCAAUACGUCUCUGGCACGACCACUGGAGGAAUACGCUUGGACGGAUGAGAGAACUGAGGUAAAAUGGUCCUUAAGAGAGAAUGAGGACUGCCAAGAUGUGGAGAGUGACUGCCACGGCUGCACAUACGACCUGCUUGCGCCGUUCCGGUGCGUCAUUGCUGCUUUGGACCUGGAGAAGCUGCGCCAAAUUGCUCUUGCUCAGCGACGCGAUAUUGUUUUCGAUGCCGACCACUACCUAGACUGCGAGAUUGACCCUACACCAAGAUGCGGCAGCUACAACUUUGUAUAUAUUCUAACCUUCUCAGAUGGCGUGAAGUGGUGUGCUCGAGUGCCCGGCUGUGGCAGGCAUCCUGUCAAGACUUUGGCUGAGAAGAUGAAGAUCGAAUACAACACCCUCCAGUACAUAAAGCACAAAACAUCAAUUUCUGUUCCAGCAGUCUACUACUGGACUACGGAUGUCACUGAAGCAGGUGUUGUAUUCGGCCUCAUCGAGUUCAUCGAAGGACGACCACUGUCAGAGCUCUGGUGGGACAAGGAAACUUUCGGCGAAGAACAACGCGUGGUAACACUCACGAGCAUUGCUUCUCAUAUGCAGCAGCUCUACAAUAUUCAAUUUGACAAGACAGGCAUGCUACGCUGGGAUUCGAGCGACCCAGACCUUCCUGCCGAAGUCAGUUACGAACUCGAUUACUACGCAAACGAGGAAUGUCUGUGGGCUGGCACAAUCAAGCGAAAACCGCGAGAGGAUUUCUUCGAGGAAUGGAUCAGAAGAGCUCUAAAGGGAGCCAAAAAGGGUGAACUUGUUGGUCACGAUUUGCGAGCAGAGAAAGCCCCCGACGUCUGGCUAAAUCUUGACCUGCAGAAUGUCUUCGUGGACCCUGAUACAGGUACGGUGACUGGAUAUAUCGAUUUCGACGGUGUGGCCGUCAAAGAUGUCCAGAUUGGUGCUGCAGCGUAUCCCAAAUGGCUGAUGCGGGAUAUGGACCUGACCCGGUAUUCGCUAGAUCCACGUCAGGGAUACCACUCACCAUUCGAGAACACCCUUGAAGAGCUUGCAGAUUAUAGAUCGUGGUACGAGUAUUGCUGGACUACUGCUUGGAAAGAAGGUAAACUAGGAGAAUACGACUCGCGUUGGACUGGCCAAAGUCAUAUUCUUACGUGCAUUCAAGAUGCGUUAGUGAAACCUCUGACAAGAGAGUUCUCGAUUUGGGCUCUUGUGGACUAUGCUUAUAGGGAAGCAUAUGCUUUCGAUGAUGAGGAACGAGGCAAGCUUUGGGAUGAAGACUGGCAUAACUAUGAUCUCUGGCGGUUAAGGUAUGCAAUCGCGCACGGGAUCUGGAACAGCACAGCGAGACGCGCUUGGUGCGUCAUUUCUGCAGAGGAGAUUGCCGACGACAUUCGUUACUAUGCAGGACGUUCAGUCGACUAUUGGAGAACUGGUCGUGCGUUCUACAAUAUCUGA